AUGUCGUCCGCCCCUAGCUGCCGGUCCGGGACAGGACACGACUCACAGCCCUGGACGGCGGCUCGUUGCCAUCGCCUGCUCCGCCAGCUGCAGUCGCGGCUGGCGGGAUUGCGCAAGCUCGCCAUCGAGGAAAAAGCCGUGCCGUCGCGUCAAACCAAACGACCAUGCCCGGCGGGCGACCUGCCACGAGCAUCGAAACGUGUGCGCUUCACCUAUGGACGGAAACGCCCAGAUCCAGCGCCCAGCGCCCAGCCAGGGGACGCGGUCACACCGCCGCGGGCCACGCGCACUCUGGGAGCCAUGGAACUCGGCGUUUCGUCCCCGGUCUGCGGCCUAGUCGACCUUUCCACCCCGGUGUGGCGCAAGAUCUCCGAGCAGCCGGAUACGCCUCACAACACGGAGCCAGGCGCGUUGGAAGUCCUGCAGGUCGGGACGUCCGAGAUCGCCUCGGCGGAUCUCGUGUGCGGCCUGCGCUCCCUUCGCCGAGCGAUUUCCGAAGACCGAUAUCGAAGCUACGAGGCCAUCUUGGGCUGGCUGAAUGGUCUACUACGGUCGACCAUGGCAGAGAAUCAAGACCCCCAUCGAAAAUCGCUCUUGGGCCUUUGUUUGCGAAGGAUGCCGACAUGCAUCGCCAACAUCGAGGCGUAUGAGAGACAGGCGGCUCGCGAACGGGGCUGCCAGACCAUGUGGGACGCAUCGAAUGUCUCCUUCGACCUAUACGAGCAACUCGAAGCCCUCGGGUCCCCCGGCUCGGGCUGGCGUCCCAUGAAGCUGGCCGUACGGGCUCAUGCAAUGGCCUUGCUUACAGAGGCUGUCUCAGACGGGCUACUCGAGCCAGAGUAUGUCUGCCUGCUGGUCCGGCUCUGUCUGCAACUCAACUGCAGGGCAGAAGCCGGCAAGCUGGCUGCCUCAGUCGAGAUGCCGCUGCUGGCGCCACGCAGCUUGCUGAAUGGCCUUACUGAGAGCAGACAGCUUCUGCCGCUGCGCGAGAUGCUGCAGUCGUUCAAGGGUAGAACAACCUCCGCAGUACCGUUGCAGUGGCUAUCGUCACUUUUCAAGCGAGGCCUCUUGCCCAUCGGGGUCCUCGGUUGCCGCAUUCUUGUCGACGUGCUUGCCACUUCUCGCAAUGGCCAGGCCAGAUGA
Messenger RNA from Hirsutella rhossiliensis, 1143 nucleotides. RefSeq lists its product as uncharacterized. The transcript is spliced from 2 exons. The record is from RefSeq and is a predicted model, not a curated record. The coding region runs from base 1 to 1143 and encodes 380 amino acids. Lineage: Eukaryota; Fungi; Ascomycota; Sordariomycetes; Hypocreales; Ophiocordycipitaceae.